CUAGAACAAAAUGUGGCUGCCAAAACAACUAGGUCAACUGAAUGUAAUUCACCAUUCACUUGACUAUAAAAGCCCAUGUAUGGAGAACCAAAACCAUCAGUUGCUUAUCAAAUCAACACAGUACAACAUGAAGCUCUUCAUCAUCGCCGCUGUUUUGGCCGUCGCUGCCGCUGUUCCAUCCAGCUACAAGCCGGAAUACAAAGCUCCCAGCUACCCAGCCCCAAGCUACCCGGCACCAAAGUACCCUACUCCAAGCUACCCCGCACCAGCCUACUCUGCACCAGCCUACAAGGAUAACAAAUAUGCCGACAUCACCGUCACAAGCCAAUCUGACGAACGCAACCUCGAUGGCAGCAGCCAAUGGAGCUACGCCCAGUCUGACUACACCACCCGUGAAGAGUCCCAGGCACAGAAGAAAAUGCAAGGAGUCGCCUACGAUUCUUACGGAAAGGCCACCUACGAGGACGUUAUGGGCAACACCAACAAGGGAUCCUCUUACUGGGUUUCUCCUGAAGGCGAGAAAUUCACUUUGACCUGGAACGCUGAUGAUGCUGGAUUCCAGCCCAAGGGUGACCACUUGCCCGUCGCUCCCGUCCAUGAAUACGAGCUCCCCGUUGCUCCAGUCCAUGAAUACGAACUCCCCGUUGCCCCCGUCCAUAUUCCGUUCAACGGAAAGGGAUACAAGAUCUACUAGAUUUCCGACACAUAAUUGAAUAUUGAAGAAAUGUCCCAUAACUUAUAUCUUGAUACCGUAUGCGUGGUGUAAAUAUAAAAGCAAUCAACCUA
This is a messenger RNA of Daphnia magna, 786 nucleotides long. RefSeq names its product endocuticle structural glycoprotein SgAbd-1. The transcript has 3 exons. The record is from RefSeq and is a predicted model, not a curated record. Gene Ontology annotation, molecular function: structural constituent of chitin-based larval cuticle. NCBI's taxonomy places the organism in Eukaryota, Metazoa, Arthropoda, Branchiopoda, Diplostraca, Daphniidae. The coding region runs from base 11 to 694 and encodes 227 amino acids. Gene Ontology annotation, cellular component: chitin-based extracellular matrix.